Cheilinus undulatus (humphead wrasse) is the source of this 8314-nucleotide messenger RNA. It is a transcript of the gene kcnt1b, whose product is annotated as potassium sodium-activated channel subfamily T member 1b. Gene Ontology annotation, biological process: potassium ion transport. The coding region runs from base 648 to 4469 and encodes 1273 amino acids. NCBI's taxonomy places the organism in Eukaryota, Metazoa, Chordata, Actinopteri, Labriformes, Labridae. Gene Ontology annotation, cellular component: membrane. The transcript is spliced from 35 exons. The record is from RefSeq and is a predicted model, not a curated record. Gene Ontology annotation, molecular function: intracellular sodium-activated potassium channel activity.
GAUGUGCAGGAAUAGAAUGGGAGAAGUAUUAAGUGGCUUAUAUUAAAAUGAAAGUAUAACGCUGAUGUUCUGUAAAAGAUCCUGAAAUUGUGAGACACUGAGGUGGCUGUUAAAAGUUAAGUGUUCUGUAUGUAUAGCGUAAGGAUAUGUUUUAUGAGUCUUUAUGAAUUGCCUUGUCUUCAUUUUUUUUCUUUUCAUGUUCAUGCCCAUCUUAAUACAAUGCCUUGUGUGUCUAGAAUGAAUACAGAUGAUGUUAUAAUCCUGUAAAUGACCCUUCAGCACUGACUGUAACCAUCUUUCAUAACUGAGCUUGUGUAAACAUCAAGCAACAGGCAAGGAAAACACAGAGCACUCUGUAAAAUAACCACAUCAGUCGGAUCAAGCAAGUUGCAGAGAAGAAAUCUGUGGGAAUCAAGAUCCUGAGCGAGAUAAGCGAAUGAGUGAGUUCUGACUGCUGGCAUGGGAAAGCAUAAGUGACUGUGUGGGCUUUUAAAUGAUGACGCUCAGAGCUCUUUUUCCCUUGGAGAAUGAUGGGCUGAAACGUGGAGAGGCUGAACGCUGAGGAUUGCACACAGAGCAACACGUCUUUUCCGGAGACGCACACAAAAGCCAGCGGUGUCUCCUAUCCAUCCCUCUGUGCACACAGAAUGAAUAUUUUUUUCAAUUUGAGGGGGAGCGUUAUGAGGCAAAUAGCAGAGGAAAGAGCUGUUACAGAGUCAGUCAUGAGUCCUCCACGCCGAUCAUCCAGUUCCCAUGGUGACAGGACCUCCACAGAGACCCUUCAGAGGAACAACAGCAGCAAUUCUGGUGUUAUUCUGGACAUCUCUACUCUUAAGAUGGCAGAGGUAGAUACAGAGGUGCCCCCUCUUCCACCUCGCUACCGCUUCAGGGACCUGCUGCUGGGGGACCAGACAUUUCAGAAUGAUGACAGGGUGCAGGUGGAGUUCUACGUGAACGAAAACACCUUCAAGGAGAGGCUGAAGCUUUUCUUCAUCAAAAACCAAAGGUCAAGCUUGAGAAUCCGCCUGUUCAACUUCUCACUGAAGAUUCUAACCUGUGCCCUGUACAUCCUGAGAGUCAGCCUGGAUGACCCAGAGGAGGUUAACUACAAUCCCUGCAGUGCAAUAUGUCAGAACAGCAGUUGGACUAAUACAACAGACUCAGGAAAAAUCAACUGGAACUUGAUUCUCUGGGUUAACAGACGGGUUCCUGUAUGGGCGAUCCAGGUGUCAGUGGCCUUAAUCAGUUUCUUGGAGACCAUGCUUAUCACAUAUCUCAGCUACAAGGGUAAUAUUUGGGAGCAGAUAUUCCAGAUAUCCUUCAUAUUGGAGAUGAUCAAUACAGUGCCAUUUAUAAUCACAAUCUUCUGGCCUCCGUUGAGAAACAUAUUUGUCCCUGUAUUUCUUAACUGCUGGCUUGCCAAAGGUGCCCUGGAGAACAUGAUAAAUGAUUUCCAUCGUGCCAUCCAGAGGACCCACUCUGCUAUGUACAACCAGGUGUUCAUCCUCAUCUGCACCUUACUGUGUCUGGUUUUCACGGGGGCUUGUGGGAUCCAGCAUCUAGAGAGAGCAGGGAAGCACCUGACUCUGUUUGACUCCUUCUAUUUCUGCAUCGUCACCUUCUCCACUGUGGGCUACGGGGAUGUAACGCCACAGAUCUGGCCCUCCCAGCUGCUCGUGGUCAUCCUGAUUUGUGUCGCUCUGGUUGUGCUCCCGCUGCAGUUUGAAGAACUAGCGUACCUUUGGAUGGAGCGCCAGAAGUUAGGAGGGAACUACAGCCGCCACCGGGCGCAGACAGAGAAGCACGUGGUGUUGUGUGUCAGCUCGCUGAAGAUUGAUCUGCUGAUGGAUUUUCUCAACGAGUUCUACGCUCAUCCCAGACUACAGGACUACUAUGUGGUGAUCCUGUGUCCGACAGAGGUAGACAUUCAGGUUCGUCGUAUCCUCCAAAUCCCUCUUUGGUCCCAGAGGGUCAUCUACCUUCAGGGGUCCGCCCUCAAAGACCAGGACCUGAUGAGGGCCAAGAUGGACGAUGCUGAAGCGUGCUUCAUCCUCAGCAGCAGGAAUGAGGUCGACCGAACUGCUGCUGAUCACCAGACGAUUCUGAGGGCUUGGGCUGCAAAAGACUUCGCUCCAAACUGCCCUCUUUACGUCCAAAUUCUUAAACCAGAAAAUAAAUUCCAUGUUAAGUUUGCAGAUCAUGUUGUAUGUGAAGAGGAGUUCAAGUAUGCCAUGCUGGCGCUGAACUGUGUGUGUCCAGCUACAUCUACCUUAGUCACACUCCUCGUCCACACCUCCAGAGGACAGGAGGGACAGUUAUCUCCUGAGCAGUGGCAGAGGACAUAUGGACGCUGCUCUGGAAACGAAGUCUACCACAUUCGUCUGUGUGACAGCAAGUUUUUUGGGGAGUAUGAUGGCAAGAGUUUCACCUACGCCUCCUUUCACGCACAUAAGAAGUAUGGUGUUUGUUUAAUUGGUGUGAAGAGAGAAGACAAUAAAAGCAUCCUGCUUAACCCUGGGCCCCGACACAUUAUGGCUGCCGCCGACACAUGCUACUACAUCAACAUCACCAAGGAGGAGAACUCAGCUUUCAUCUUCAAACAGGAGGAGAAGCACAACAAGGGUCUACCUGUCAGCGGCCUCUACGACGCCCCCUCCAGGCUGCCUGUGCACAGCAUCAUCGCCAGCAUGGGCACUGUAGCCAUUGAUCUGCAGAACCCUGAUCCGCCAGAGGAAAGCAGCAAACUGACCUUGCCGACGGAGAACGGCGCCAGCAGCCGCAGACCAAGCAUCGCACCUGUCCUGGAAGUCGCAGACUCCUCCGCCAUUCUGCCCUGCGAUCUCCUGAGCGACCAAUCAGAGGAUGAGACUAACCAAUCAGACGAGGAGGGCUCAGUUGGGUCAGAUUUUGUGAAGGGCUACCCUCCCAACUCUCCCUACAUCGGCAGCUCACCAACUCUCUGUCACCUCCUACCCCAAAAAGCUCCAUUCUGCUGCCUUCGCCUUGACAAGGGCUGCACUCAUAACAGCUUCGAAGAUGCCAAGGCAUACGGCUUCAAGAAUAAGCUGAUUAUAGUGUCAGCGGAGACUGCAGGAAAUGGUCUUUAUAACUUCAUCGUCCCGCUGCGCGCUUAUUACCGGCCCAGGAAGGAGCUCAACCCCAUAGUGCUGCUGCUUGACUACCCACCUGACAACCACUUCUUAGAGGCUAUUUGCUGCUUUCCAAUGGUUUACUUCAUGGCUGGCACAAUCGAUAACCUGGACAACCUGCUACAGUGUGGAAUAAUCUACGCCGACAAUUUAGUGGUGGUAGACAAGGAGAGCACCAUGAGCGCUGAGGAGGACUACAUGGCUGAUGCCAAGACCAUCGUCAAUGUCCAGACUAUGUUCAGGUUGUUUCCCAGUCUCAGCAUUAUCACUGAGCUCACACACCCGUCGAACAUGAGGUUCAUGCAGUUCAGAGCCAAGGACUGCUACUCACUCGCUCUCUCCAAGCUGGAGAAGAUAGAGCGUGAUAAGGGCUCCAACUUGGCCUUCAUGUUUCGGCUGCCGUUUGCUGCAGGCAGGGUAUUCAGUAUCAGCAUGCUGGAUACACUGCUUUAUCAGUCUUUUGUUAAAGACUACAUGAUCGCUAUCAUAAGGCUUCUGCUUGGUCUGGACACCACACCUGGCUCUGGAUACCUGUGUGCUAUGAAGAUCACAGAGGAAGACUUGUGGAUCAGGACGUAUGGCAGACUCUUCCAGAAGCUUUGUUCUUCCAGUGCUGAGAUCCCCAUCGGGAUCUAUCGCACCGAGUCACACAUGUUCUCGACCUCUGAGGGCAAAGACAGUCAUGCACAGUCUCAGGUGUCCAUAAAUGUGGAGCAAGGUUCAGAGCAUCCGGAGCGCAGAGACACCUGGAAGGAGAAAACAGCUCACAGGAAUUCCACCACGAGUGACCAAUCGGAGCAUCCGCUGCUGAGGAAGAAGAGCAUGCAGUGGGCGCGGCGGCUGAGCAGAAAGAGCAACAAACCGUCGAGCAGAGCAGAAAGAAUCUCGCAGCAGAGACUCAACCUGUACCGACGCUCGGAGCGGCAGGAGCUUUCCGAGCUAGUCAAGAACCGCAUGAAGCACCUGGGCCUGCCCACCGUGGGAUACGAGGAUGUUUCUAAUCUCACUGCGAGCGAUGUCAUGAAUCGAGUAAAUCUAGGAUAUUUGCAAGAGUUGCAGGACAUUUCAGAGCACCCGUAUACAGAGGGGACCAGGCCGUCAGGGCCACAAGCAGACGAGAUGAAUGACCACCAGAACACACUGUCGUACGUCCUCAUCAACCCCCCUCCUGACACCAUGCUGGAGCUCAACGACAUAGUGUACAUAAUCCGGUCUGACCCGCUGGCACACAUGCCGGAAGACUCACAAGUGAGUCAGGCCCGCAGCACCAGGAACCAGCAGGACUUUGGCACAGAAACGAGGGACGAGACUCACCUCUGAGAGCCCCUCAUUCCUCCACACCCUGACCCUUAACAUUUAAGCCCCGCCUGGGCCGACAGAGCUGGUUUGUGUCCUACAGAUGGAGGCUUAGAACAGCAGUCCAUCGUGAAUGUGCAUUAUGUGUCUCUCAGCCUCAGAGCAGAAAUAAUAAACAAGUAAAAGACGGCCACGAGAGAGAGCUGCUGUUUCCCACUGAGCUGCUACAGGAGGAUGCAUGAAGAGUGCCUCGUAAUCCACCCUUACCUCCCCAGCCCACCUACUGUACUAACACACUUCACCCUCACAGGUUUGAGCAGUAUUAACUUGGGUAUUUGGAAUUAAGCGCACAUGCUGUACAGGAUAUCAAACCAUGAUUCCACACAGGGGUGACGUUGCCCUCCUGCCACGACUUAAGCCAACCUCCACCACUUAUCUUUCUACCUAAACUCACAAAGAACUCAAUCUAGAGGGAAACACAUCCUCCUCAACAUCCUAUCAAUCAUGUUUUCUAUGAGUGAAGGCUUUGAAUUUUUAUCAAUUUAAGCAUUUUAUCAUUAAAUUAUAUCAAUGUGCACUUUUCUUAAUUUGUAUCUGAUAGUUUUUUUCUCUAUGAAUCAGACGAUAUUUCAGUUUUCUUUACGAGCACAAACUUUUUUACUACAAAUUGACAUCUGUGAAUAUACACACUGUAGUGGCACUUUUACUGGCCAUGUGGGGAUCAUUUGCAUUUCUCUUUUAUUUUUUGUUUGAGAUUUUUGUGAGAUAAUUCUUAAAGGGUAAUAUUGUUUAUUUAUUUGCUGCUGUAUUUGUCCCAUAUCAUGUCUGCUAUAGUAUGUGCCAUUCUUUUCUUUACUCUUUUGCUUUGUAAAUAUUUUCAUAAUAAUUUGUACAUUUUGUGCCAAAAUUAACCCUUUUGUGAUAUCAGUGUUUUUCUGAAUAGAGCUUGAUUGAUACAUGUUGUCUGAUUUGUUUUACCCAAUCAGCAGGCUACCAUGCAUGUAGGAAAAAAUAGUAUGGUAUGACGAUUAAAAAAAUAUAAUAACCUUAAGCAGAGAAUCUGCUUGAUAAAUGCCAAACAGUGUUUAGAUUUCCCAAUUUUCUGGAAUGCAUCAGAAAUAAUUGCUCUGUCCUCCAUUCAACAAACAUGAGGUUACCAUUUCUGCAGAUUUAACACCUGUUUAUUGCAGGUCAAUCAAAAGAAAAUCUGUCUUUUUUGGGUUUAUAAUGUCCAAGUACCCUCUAGAAACGCCUCUGUAUAACUUAGUAUUUACAGUUAAACUGAAACCUACUAGAAACAUAUGAAGAAGGAAGAAUCAAAAGAGUGACCUUUAUCCCGCAGACAAAUCUGGAAAUUAAAGUUUGAGAAGUUGGGGUUUGUUUUAGAGCGGUGGUUCUCAACUGGUUUAGUGUCAACCCCUUAAUGACAAAUCACAACCCGAAUUUCUGAAUUUUUCAAUCAUAAUCAAAUAUUUUUAAUGAAAAAUGGGAGAGUUUAGACUUGGGAUGGAAUAAAAGACUUAACAAAAUAGAGAUCGAGAUAUAUUUUUCAAAAGAAAAGCCCAUGAUAGACUUCCAGCUGCAUAUUUUUUCUAGGCAAACAUCCCACUAAAAAUGGCUUGUGACCCUCUUUUGGGUCUUGACCCACUAGUUGAGAACCAAGGUUUUGGAGGCAUAUGUCAUCAUGGACCACAGCCAACAGGCUUCAAGAUUCUCAACUGAAAUGAAAAUGGUUUCAGUCUUUCUAACUUCCAACAAGAGCCAAUUAGAGUGCUCUCCAAAUUGUGUAGCUACAACUUAAAUGUAUCGAAAUCAAGAGUGUGAUUCCCAUAAAAGAUUUACAAAGCCCUCCUGGUGUCAGCUGAGAAAUAACUUAUUAAUAGAAUAGUGUAAACAUGUGCUCUUGAUUUAAAAUAAGUGUAGAUGCCCUUAUAAUCCAAGCCCAUAGAUUUUAAAAUCCAUGUCUGAUGAUCUAGUACCUGGGGGCAUGGUUUUUGUAAUGUAUGGACAUGGAUUUAUUAAAACAGGCCCAGCUUUGUGAACUUUGAGUUUUCAAAUGUAAGCAUAGUUUUGUAAAUUUGGAACAGAAUCAUAAAAUGUGAGCAUGGCUUUGAGAUCUGUGAGAACGGAUUCAUUAAAUGGUAGCAGAUUUGUACAAUGUAGCCAUGGUUUUGUAAACAUGGAAACAGAUUUGUAAAAUGUAGGUGGGUUUUUAAACCGUGGUAAUAGUUCUGUAAAGUGUGGGCACAGGUCUUUUUUAUUUUUUUUUAACCCAGAAUAGAAGACAAAGUAACUGUUUGGCUAACAUAUAUAGCCUAAGAAGCUAACAGUAACCUAUUGCCCACUGGAUAUAAAAUUAGAAGAUUUCUGCAUGAUAACUACUAUGUUAUAUAGUAAAAGCUAGAAAAAAAUCCAAUACAAAACACAAUAAACCUUUAAAUUUAUUCCUAUAGCCAGGUAAAUUGGUUGCAAUUGCCUUGCACAUCAUCCCUUGCAAAUUAUCAGACACACAUGAUAAAGCGUGCAAGCAUUUGUGAACAGGCAUUACAGAUUUACAUGUUUGUUUUACUUCUCAGCUGGCACAAUGGUUGCUCUGUCAUCAUCCUUUAACUUUGACUCAAACAUCGGAAAAUCAGUGUUAACUAAGCGUCAGACAUCAGGAUCCUCAGUUACUAUUUUGUAAUGUCAACUUGGUUAAAAUCAGCUUAUUGUGAUUCUCCACUUUCAUCACUCUUUUGCGUUUUAUAUCAACGCUGGUAGCAGAAAACGUUUUGCACAGAUGGCACCAGGCACACUUCUGUCUAUUUUUAAACCUACUUGAGUUGAAAAUGAAGUGCUCUCCUUUUGUACGGAUACCCAGAGGCCACACCUUGUGUAUCAAUCAGUGUCAGUGCACAGUAUUUCACCCUGAUCAUUUCUAAGCUCUGUGGUUUCGUUCAAGCACUGUAAAUAUGAACUUUCCUGAAUUGUUUUCCAUUUUGUUGCUUUUGUCUUUUUUGUGUGUUAGAAGUGAAAGAGGACUUGAACUAUUUUUGCACUAAGCUCUGCGGGGAUGUCAGGAGCAGAUCAGCAUGACCCUUUAACCUGAAUCUGUGCAACACAGUGGACAGUAUUCAACCUUUCAUGUGACGCAAAGAGAAACAUGCAGAAUCACAUCAUGCAUUUUGUUGUUUACAUCGUAGAUGUUAGAAAGCUGAUUUUAGUUAAUUUUAUUGUUUAAUGUCAAAGAAUAUGAAGUGAAUGAUGAAGUAUCCUUUGAGGUCUGCUAUUUUUGUUUGUUUCUAAAGAGUCUGUUCAAGCUUUUUAUGUUUACAAGUGUUACUGUUUUGCAGAGUCCCUCUGAAAGGUACUACUGCUCUUUGCCCCCUCUGAAGUCUCAGUUUACAGGGCAGGAGAGCUGAGAAGUGAAAAUGUGAGCGAUCUAAACAGGCAAUAAGAUGGAUGUUCAGAAUCACUCAUUAUCAUUGUCCUCGGUCCUCACUUGUGACAAAUCCAAACAUGACACAAAAUUCACUUCAGAUCUCCUCCUGUCCAUAUUACAGAACCACACGGGGCAUGUAAACCUUAAAAAAGCAUGUUUUGAUAUUCAAGCUUGCCAAGAAAGACCUUUUUUUUUUUUUGGACAUUUAGCAGGACAUCACAAGUAUGUCCCACAGCUAGAGAAACCCAUAAUCAAUCAACUGCUUGCAAGUUGGAGCCAUUAUUUGAUACUGUGUAUUUAUAUGAAUGGAACAUGCAUGUUGUCUAGGUGUUACCAAAAGCCAACGUAUUACGUUUACCUCCACUUUCUGUUUAUAAGCCAGUGUCAAAAAGGGGUUGAUCCAUUUUGUACUAUUUCUUAUGAGAAGUGAGUGUACUUGGACAUAUAA